AUGACGGAGGCGGUAGCGCGGUCGGUGCGGGGAGCGUGUGAGGCGGCGGAGCAGCACACGGUGUCGCUGCAGGCUGAGAAACGGCGGCGAGCGGCGAGGCGGCUCCGCCCCGGUGCGGCGGAGAGCCCGGCUGUGAGCGCGGGGGGCGGCGCGGGGUCCCCGGGCAGGAGAGGCGGUGCGUGCGUGCGGGCGGCGGCGGGGAGCCGUGCGGGGCCCGUGCGGGCGGCGGCGGCGAUGGGCGUGUGUUGUGUGGUGUCGGCGGCGGUGCGGGUGCUGGUGGUGCAGGCGGUGUGGGCGGUGGUGGUGGGGCAGGUGCGGUACUCGGUGCCGGAGGAAGCCAAGGCCGGGACGGUGGUGGGGCGGCUGGCGCAGGACGUGGGCCUGGAGGCGGGCGAGGCGGAGGCGCGGCGGCUGCGGCUGGUGGCGCAGGGCCGGCGGGCGAGCGUGGAGGUGAGCGGGGCGAGCGGGGCGCUGGUGGUGAGCUCGCGGCUGGACCGGGAGGAGCUGUGCGGGAAGAGCGCGCCGUGCGCCCUGCGGCUGGAGGUGCUGGUGGAGCGGCCGCUGCGCGUCUUCCACGUGGAGCUGGAGGUCACCGACAUCAACGACAACGCCCCGCUCUUCCCCGCCGCCCGAAAAAACCUGAGUAUAUCGGAGAACUCCCCUGCCGGGUCUCGGUUCCCGCUGGAGGGCGCGUCGGACGCGGAUAUCGGCUCUAACGCGCAGCUCUCCUACACACUCAGCCCCAGCGAGCACUUCGCUCUGGAUUUACAAAAAAGCGAGGAGGACGGCGAGUCCAUUUUUCUGGUUCUCAGGAAACCUCUGGACCGCGAGACGCUGCCCGUGCACCGUGUGGUGGUGACGGCGAGUGACGGGGGCCGGCCGUCUCUGUCGGGCACGAUGGAGCUGGUGAUCUCGGUGCUGGAUGCAAAUGACAACGCGCCCCAGUUCAACCAGUCGGUGUAUAAAGUGCAGCUGCCAGAAAACGCGGAGCGCGGAACUUUAGUGAUCAGAGUAAAUGCCACGGAUUUGGACGAGGGGACGAACAGGAAUAUCUCUUAUUCGUUGCAGCAGUUGUUCCCUCAGGAUGGAAGAAACGUGUUCGGGAUCGACCGAAAGAGCGGAGAGAUCCGUCUGAGGGGUGACUUGGACUUUGAGGAUGUUGGUCUCUAUCGCCUGCAAGUGGAUGCAGCGGAUCAGGGAAACCCUCCGUUGUGGGGUCACUGCAAGGUGGUGUUGGAGGUGCUGGACGUGAACGACAACGCGCCCGAGGUGCGGGUGACGUCGCUGUCGGUGCCGGUGUCCGAGGACGCGUCGGUGGGGACGGUGGUGGCCGUGCUGAGCGUGUGGGACCGGGACUCGGGGGCGAACGGGCUUGUGUCGUGCGCGGUGUGGCCGGCGUCGCCGUUCGGUCUGGUGGCGACGUUCGCGGGGUCGUACUCGCUGGUGCUGCGGGAGGCGCUGGACCGGGAGCGGGUGUCGGAGUACGAGGUGGAGGUGCGUGCGGAGGACGGCGGGGCGCCGGCGCUGGUUGGCAGGCUGGGGCUGCGGGUGCCGGUGUCGGACGUGAACGACAACGCGCCGGCGUUCGCGCAGGCGGUGUACACGGUGCUGGCGCGGGAGAACAACGCGGCGGGCGCGGAGCUGGCGCGGCUGUGGGCGCGGGACCCGGACGAGGCGGGCAACGGGCGCGUGAGCUACUCGGUGUGGGAGGGCUCGGGCGGGGGGUGGCGGUCGGCGUCGAGCUACGUGUCGGUGGACGCGGAGAGCGGGCGCCUGUGGGCGCUGCAGGCGCUGGACUACGAGGAGGUGCAGGUGCUGGAGUUCGAGGUGCGGGCGGUGGACGCGGGGGAGCCGCCGCUGUGCGGCAACGCGACGGUGCAGCUGUUCGUGGUGGACGAGAACGACAACGCGCCGGCGCUGCUGCCGGCCGCGGGCGGCGGCGCGUGGGGCGAGGCGGCGUGGGAGGGCGCGUCGGGGCCGGUGCCGGUGGCGGGGGCGUUGUUGUGGGCGUGGGCGGCGUGGGGGGCGCCGGCGGGGCAGGUGGUGGCGAAGAUCCGCGCGGUGGACGCGGACUCGGGCUACAACGCGUGGCUGCGGUACGAGCUGUGGGAGCCGCGGGGGAAGGGCCCGUUCCGCGUGGGGCUGUACAGCGGCGAGGUGAGCACGGCGCGGGCGCUGGAGGAGGCGGACGGCCCGCGGCAGAGGCUGGUGAUCGUGGUGCGGGACCACGGGGAGCCGGCGCGCUCGGCCACGGCCACGCUGAGCGUGUCGCUGGUGGAGGGCGCCGAGGCGGCGGCGGCGGGGUCGUCGCUGUCGUCGGGGUUGGGGUCGGGGCGGGGUCCGUUGUCGGUGGCGGAGGGCGGCGCGGCUUUGUCGUGGUCGUCGGUGACGAACGUGUGGCUGGUGGUGGCCAUCUGCGCGGUGUCGAGCGUGUUGGUGCUGGCGGUGGUGCUGUACGGGGCGUCGCGGUGUGCGCCGCGGGCGGGCGUGGUGUCGGGGCCCGGUGCGGCGACGCUGGUGUGCGCCAGCGAAGUGGGGAGCUGGUCGUACUCGCAGCGCCAGAGCCGGAGCCUGUGCGUGGCGGAGGGCGCGGGCAAGAGCGACCUGAUGGUUUUCAGCCCCAACUUCCCGCCGCCGCCGCCGCCCGGCCCCGCGGCGAAGGAGACGCAGCCGGAGGCGCCCGCUCUGCUGGACACGCAUGAAAUCAGUGCCAUUGCCCUUUAA
Molecule: messenger RNA, 2724 nt
Organism: Apus apus (common swift)
Lineage: Eukaryota; Metazoa; Chordata; Aves; Apodiformes; Apodidae
Product: protocadherin alpha-10-like
Exons: 2
Coding region: 1-2724 (907 amino acids)
Biological process (GO): homophilic cell-cell adhesion
Cellular component (GO): plasma membrane
Molecular function (GO): calcium ion binding
Source: RefSeq, a predicted model, not a curated record